AUGUCCAUGAGAACGUGCACUGCUGAUGCCAUGAUGCAGCACUUCCAACUUAAAAAGCACCACCCGCUUCCCCCCCCUGCUGCUCCCUCACACCGCUACCGCUCCAACCAGCACCGCCAUCGCUGCCACCACCAGCACGCCCAUCCACUUCACGGCCACCACCCACAGGCGGGACGGCAGCACCUUGAUCAGGGCCCACUGCCCGCAGCUUCCCCCUCCCUCUCCCGCUGCUGUGCAGCAUCCCCUCUCAUUCCGGACACUCGCCCCACCACCUGCCUGCUCCUGCGCCCCACCCCCUUUCCUUCCAUCUCCUACUUUCCCCUACUCUCCAUCUCCUCUUUUCCCCUUCUCCCCAUCUUCUCUUUUCCCCAUCUUCUCUUUUCCCCUUUCGCUCCUCUCUUCUCCCCUUCCUCUCAUCUCCUGUCUUCCCCUUCCCCUCCUUUCCUCUUUUCCUCCUCCCCUCCUUUUCUCCUUACCCCUUCCCCUCAUCUCCUCCCUUCCCCUUUCCCUCAUCUCCUCCCUUCCCCUUCCCCUCAUCUCCUCUUUUCCCCUUCCCCUCAUCUCCUCCCUUCCCCUUCCCCUCAUCUCCUCUCUUCCCCUUCCCCUCAUCUCCUCUCUUCCCCUUCCCUCAUCUCCUCUCUUCCCCUUCCCCUCAUCUCCUCUCUUCCCCUUCCCCUCAUCUCCUCUCUUCCCCUUCCCCUCAUCUCCUCUCUUCCCCUUCCCCUCAUCUCCUCUCUUCCCCUUCCCCUCAUCUCCUCUCUUCCCCUUCCCCUCAUCUCCUCUCUUCCCCUUCCCCUCAUCUCCUCUCUUCCCCUUCCCCUCAUCUCCUCUCUUCCUUUUCCCCUCAUCUCCUCUCUUCCCCUUUCCCUCAUCUCCUCUCUUCCCCUUCCCCUCAUCUCCUCUCUUCCCCUUCCCCUCAUCUCCUCUCUUCCCCUUCCCCUCAUCUCCUCUCUUCCCCUUCCCCUCAUCUCCUCUCUUCCCCUUCCCCUCAUCUCCUCUCUUCCCCUUCCCCUCAUCUCCUCUCUUCCCCUUCCCCUCAUCUCCUCCCUUCCCCUUCCCCUCAUCUCCUCUCUUCCCCUUCCCCUCAUCUCCUCUCUUCCCCUUCCCCUCAUCUCCUCUCUUCCCCUUCCCCUCAUCUCCUCUCUUCCCCUUCCCCUCAUCUCCUCUCUUCCCCUUCCCCUCAUCUCCUCUCUUCCCCUUCCCCUCAUCUCCUCUCUUCCCCUUCCCCUCAUCUCCUCUCUUCCCCUUUCCCUCAUCUCCUCCCUUCCCCUUCCCCUCAUCUCCUCUCUUCCCCUUCCCCUCAUCUCCUCUCUUCCCCUUCCCCUCAUCUCCUCUCUUCCCCUUCCCCUCAUCUCCUCGUUUCCCCUUCCCCUCAUCUCCUACUUUCCCAGUCCCCUCAUUCCCAUCCAUUUCUUUCUUAUCAGCAGGACCUCGCUUCCCUGCCACGUGGCACAUCGCCCUCCACGUCCCCACUCUCCAACUCCUGCUCGUUACUAUCAGUGCCGCUUCGUGCACAAGCCACACCCGCGAGCCCAUUCCUCUCACCACCGCACCUGCUCUAAACUGCCGCCUCUGCUUCCCAUGUCUUCCCAGAGACCCUGCCUUGCCAUCUCUCCAACAUGUAAUGCUGAUCUUCGAACUGCUGGGGAUGGCAACGUUGAAGGUAUUGCUACUGCCGAUGCUGAUGCUGCUGAUGCUGAUGCUGCUGAUGCUGAUGCUGCUGAUGCUGAUGCUGCUGAUGCUGAUGCUGCUGAUGCUGAUGCUGAUGCUGAUGCUGAUGCUGCUGAUGCUGAUGCUGCUGAUGCUGAUGCUGAUGCUGCUGAUGCUGAUGCUGAUGCUGAUGCUGCUGAUGCUGAUGCUGCCGACGCUGAUGCUGCUGAUGCUGAUGCUGCUGAUGCUGAUGCUGCUGAUGCUGAUGCUGCUGAUGCUGAUGCUGCUGAUGCUGAUGCUGCUGAUGCUGAUGCUGCUGAUGCUGAUGCUGAUGCUGCUGAUGCUGAUGCUGCUGAUGCUGAUGCUGCUGAUGCUGAUGCUGCUGAUGCUGAUGCUGCUGAUGCUGAUGCUGCUGAUGCUGAUGCUGCUGAUGCUGAUGCUGAUGCUGCUGAUGCUGAUGCUGCUGAUGCUGAUGCUGAUGCUGAUGCUGAUGCUGCUGAUGCUGAUGCUGAUGCUGCUGAUGCUGAUGCUGCUGAUGCUGAUGCUGAUGCUGAUGCUGAUGCUGCUGAUGCUGAUGCUGCUGAUGCUGAUGCUGCUGAUGCUGAUGCUGCUGAUGCUGAUGCUGCUGAUGCUGAUGCUGCUGAUGCUGAUGCUGCUGAUGCUGAUGUUGCGUUAAUUUCUGCUGCGAGUGCCAACACAAUCCCCACUCCGUCCCUUGGCUGCCUCGCUCGCCACCAACCUGGAAGCGGUGGGCAUGGGAUGGCACAAGGUGGGCAUGGGAUGGCACAGGGUAGGCAUGGGAUGGCACAGGGUGGGCAUGGGAUGGCACAGGGUGGGCAUGGGAUGGCACAGGGUGGGCAUGGGAUGGCAUUUGAGGCGCCUCAAAGGUGGGCAUGGGAUGGGAUGACCCAGUGUUCCUUCCUGCCAUGCCAUGGUGAGAGGGAGACGGCCCACACGCCACUGAGAGUGCUCACGCCAUGCACGCUACGCAUGGGCUUCCCUCAUCGCCCCUCCCCUCCUCACCCUCCCCUCCUCCUGGGUUGCUUGCCUGCCAUCAUGCCUGCUUCCUCGCCCACUCUCGCAGUCAAGCACGAGUCAACGGCAGUCAACGCGCCUCACAUGCCAGGCGCUCGCUGCGCUGCUCUCCCCUCGCCCCCUCCGCCGUGCACCACUGCCGCCGUUACCCUCGCCACUAGCGGGCCCGACAGGUGA
This is a messenger RNA of Closterium sp. Yama58-4, 2862 nucleotides long. The record is from the annotation of a GenBank genome assembly. NCBI's taxonomy places the organism in Eukaryota, Viridiplantae, Streptophyta, Zygnematophyceae, Desmidiales, Closteriaceae.